AUGGGGUUGCCAUUAUAUAGGAUUGCCAUUAAAUGGAUUUGCUAUUACCUAUGUGCUUUUUUGCUAAUUUUGCAUUUUUGCCCUUUUUGCCAUUUUGUGAGUUUUUGCCCUUUUGCCAUUUUAUGCGGGCACGAUGCUGUCCACAUUGUUUAAUCGAUAGAACCAUUAUUAUGCAUUAAAAAUCCAAAUGGAUAACACAGAUAAAGGGCAUUUAAGAGAAUGUCUAAACAGUGAUGUUUUAAUUGAUAUUUUCUCUUUUCUGGAACGUUCAGUUUUGGUUAAAAAUUUUGAACCCGUCAACAGUUAUUUUUUGAAUAUUUCAAAACAAGUUAAAAAUGUUCAUAUAAUAAAAAAAGUUAACGAAUUCAUUUAUGAAUUGGUAAAUAGAGAUGAAGAAACAAAAAAAACGCCAUU
Meloidogyne enterolobii is the source of this 414-nucleotide messenger RNA. NCBI's taxonomy places the organism in Eukaryota, Metazoa, Nematoda, Chromadorea, Rhabditida, Meloidogynidae. The record is from the annotation of a GenBank genome assembly.